Molecule: messenger RNA, 2619 nt
Organism: Anarrhichthys ocellatus (wolf-eel)
Lineage: Eukaryota; Metazoa; Chordata; Actinopteri; Perciformes; Anarhichadidae
Gene: tgoln2
Product: trans-golgi network protein 2
Exons: 4
Coding region: 186-1202 (338 amino acids)
Source: RefSeq, a predicted model, not a curated record
UCUCCCUCCGCAGAAGAAGAGCGGGUUUGGUUCGCACCGUUUGUACGCGGAAGCACGUACAACAGGACUUAAACCAAAACCUCCAACCUGUCGUCUUAGCUUUGUCACAGCGGAUUGUGUCGUGAGCUCAAAGAAGAGACAGGUUAAAUAGAUUUGUUUUGUGUUUUAAUUGGUGUGCAGACACAAUGAAGACGGCUUUCGUGGCGCUCGCCAUAUUGUUGUGUUUCUGCUUGGUCAGAGGGGCUCCAACAAAAACCCCUCAGGAGCAGAAAAGCAAAACAAAGCAGUCGGCUAGCACCGGCAAUUCAUCAGCAGCAUUCAGUGCAGGUACUGCAGACAACGCAGCAAAGACGGUAAAAGCAGAAGAACCUAAUCGAAAGACUACAGGAAAGCCAAGUGAUGCAGUAUCAGGUGAGACCAAACCAAACAAACAGGAAAUGGAAAACCAUAAGCAAACACUCGCAGGUGUGGAUGCAAAAGGUAACAAAGGGCCAGCUGUGACUAGUGAAGGGCAGGAAAAUCAAACUGACGAGGAGAAAAACAAUGAGCCUGCAAGAAAACUGACUCCUCCAGUUAAGAAUGUAUCAACACCUGCAGAGUCGGGAGAGAAAGGCAAGGAGCCAGAGGCUAAGGACAAAGAGGGAGGUGAGCCAGAAGGAGACAAAGGCAAGAAAGACAAAAUACCUUUAGAGGGCAGCAAUGAGGAAAAACCAGAAGUAGAGGACAGCGCUGAGAAAAAACCAGAAGUAGAGGACAGCGCUGAGAAAAAACCAGAAGUAGAGGACAGCGCUGAGAAAAAGCCAGAAGUAGAGGACAACGCUGAGAAAAAGCCAGAAGUAGAGGACAACGCUGAGAAAAAGCCAGAAGUAGAGGACAACGCUGAGAAAAAAMCAGAAGUAGAGGACAACGCUGAGAAAAAAACAGAAGUAGAGGACAACGCUGAGAAAAAACCAGAAGUAGAGGACGGCAAAAAUAGAGAAACCUCAAAUAAAGGUCCGUAUGACCCAGCUGGUAUAAAUGAGGAGGAAGAAAGCAGCCAUUUCUUCGCCUACCUUGUCUCUUCCGCUGUGCUGGUAGCGGUGCUUUACAUCACUUACCACAACAAGCGCAAGAUAAUUGCCUUUUUUUUGGAGGGAAAGAAAUCCAGAUCCACACGUCGCCCUAAAUCCACAGAAUACCAGAAGCUGGAACAGAAUAUGUAAUCUCCAGUCGUCCUCCAGCUGAACACACUGGGGUUGUGUGAGAAGAGAGUGAAUGGAUACCGGCGUUACAUAGCUUCCUCGUCUCCUCUGCAUUGAUUUCACCUUUUUGUGUUAAAUGGAUAUUCCUCUAUUUUAUACCUUUUAGAUGCUUAUCGUACGACUAUGCAGAUGACACUGUUGCCUUAUUGAGGAAAUGCAGUGAAGGUAAAAUAAGCAUGCUGUUUUUUGCACUUGUGUCGUUAUUCCACUUGUAAGGCAAUCUUGUAAUUUGACCUGACUAAGGUCUGGACUCAGGAUAUUUAAGUAGCAGAUGAAAAUGAUAGCUGUUUGGAUUCCAGAAUACUAGUGAUUGCACUGUCCACUAAAUAAGCCAUCUGAUUCUGUGUAAAAUACUGUGUACACUUUGUUUGAGUUUGUUUUAAAUGUCUAUUUGAUGAAUUGUAUCCGAAAUUUCGAUGUACUAAAGUAUCACAAUGGGAUUUCUGCUCGUGCUCACGACCAUGUGGUAUUGGCCAGAUGAAUGUAGUGACUUGUAUUUUCCAAACGAGAUGCUGGCGCAGUGCUCACCCACUUUUAACUGCCUAAAGGCUGAGAUGUAAACAUAUGAAAUAUGUGCUUAAAGAAACUGUUUUAGGAAAUGCGCCAAUUGUCUUUCUUGCUGAAAAUGAGAUGAGAAGAUCAAUACCACUCAAAUAUAUCCAGUAAAUAUAACAUUAAAGGUGCAAUGUAAGGGAGUCAGAGCAUUAACAUAUUAGCUAACUACAAUUUGUUUCAUGUCAGCAGACCCAACUGGUUAGCUCACGACCGCUGCUCUGCACUGCCCUCUUCAGGCUGAUGCAGCUCAUAACGCCGUUCAGACCGGUGUCUUUGUUGCUGAAGCAUGACGACCCUCAGUUGCCAUACUGACAGCCGUUGAGCAAUAGAAAUGCUCCCAAUCUCGUAUUUAGCACUUUAAGGCUACAGCCAGCUGCCGGUUAUUAUAGCUGCCGGGAAAUUAGUAUAUUUCCCAAAAUGUUAAGAUACAACUGACUGGUUACUGUAUGGCUGUGUGGCUUCUUCUUUUGGAUAAACAUCUACUUGGUCCACUUGUUGCUUUGCAUCUAAACUCGAGUCUGAAAUGUUAACCUAAAACCGGUUCUGUAAGAGGUAGUUGGCCAAGAGCUGCAUUGCUUAGAAGGUUUGGAGGGAAUUACUGGUUGACCACUCAUACAUUAGAUUGAAUAUUUCCUUCAGAUUAGAUGUUUGUGUUCAGCGUUGACAGACUUGUGCCAAAUUGUGAAUUUUACUGGGAUUCAAUGUCUGAUUCUUGUUUUGUGCCCGUUUACUAAAUUAACAUUCUAACAAUUCACAUUUGUAACUGGCCUGAGGUCACAACAACCCUUUCUGUUAAAAGGAAAAUAAAUGUAUCCCAACUGUU